CCGAUAACAUUUUCAAGCAGCAUCCCACCUGCACAUUCAUCCCACGACAAUCAAUUUUCACAAUGGUCGGAAACAAGCCAGGAAGUAUGUAUAUGGCAUAACCAGGUUAUCUUAUACACACUGAUUGAUAUAUUAGAACCAAAAAGUAAGCGCGUACCCGUACGCCUGCGCAACAAAAUCGUCAAAGCCUCUUCCGCAAAACAAAGAAAAGCCCGCAAGCUCGCAAAGUCGAAUCCAGAAUGGCGGUCGAAGCUCAAGAAGGAUCCUGGAAUCCCUAACCUAUUCCCAUACAAGGACAAGAUUUUGGCUGAGAUUGAAGAGGGAAGAAGGAGAAAAGCUGAAGAUGCGGCCAAGAGGCGAGCAGAUGCGAAAGCUACCAAAACGGGAGUGCAGGCAGAGAAAGAGGUAGAAGAGGGCAUGGAAGAUGUGGAUGAGGAGGAUAUUGAGGGAAUGGAAUUGGAAUUGGAUGACGAUAUCGAUGAGGAUGCGAACCCCAUGGCUGCUCUUCUGGCAAGCGCUCGUGCGGCUGCGGCAGAAUAUGACGAGGAGCUAGAGAGCGGGGAUGAGAUGGAUGAAGACGACGAUUCCGAGUCUGAACCUGAAGGAGAUGGUAUCGAUAUUUCGACGCUGCCAACACGGAAAGAUGGAUCACGAAAAGCUUUCGACAAGGUCUUCAAACAAGUUGUGGAUCAAGCCGAUGUAGUUCUCUAUGUUCUCGAUGCUCGCGAUCCUGAAGGCACUAGAUCAAAAGAGGUUGAGCGAAUGGUUAUGGCCGCAGCAAGCGGUGGAAAGCGACUCAUCCUCAUCUUGAACAAAAUCGAUUUCAUUCCUGCUCCAGUCCUCAAGGCCUGGCUUCUUCAUCUCCGCCGUUAUUUCCCAACUCUGCCUCUGCGAGCAUCAGGCCCUGCACCAAAUGCGCACACUUUCAAUCACAAGCAACUCACAGUACAGAGCACAUCACAAACUCUGUUCAAGGCAUUAAAAUCCUAUGCCGCUGCUAAGCAACUGAAGCGCGCCAUCUCAGUUGGUGUUAUUGGAUAUCCUAAUGUCGGAAAAUCCUCAGUCAUCAACGCCUUGACAUCUCGCCUGGGUGGUGCAGGUGCAGCAUGUCCAGUUGGCGCAGAAGCAGGAGUCACCACAGCUCUUCGAGAAGUCAAAAUCGACAGCAAACUCAAGCUUCUUGACUCACCCGGUAUUGUCUUCCCAUCAUCCCUAGACGCAUCAGCCACCAAGGCAAGCAAAAUCGAAGAGCAGGCCCGUCUUGUCCUCCUCAACGCGAUCCCACCCAAACAAAUCGAAGACCCAGUUCCAGCAGUCACACUUCUUCUCAAACGCCUUUCCGCCUCUGCGGGCAUGGUCUCAAAACUUAUGGAUGUCUACAGUCUCCCACCUCUCCUAAAGACCAACGGCGACCCAACAACCGAUUUUCUCGUCCAAGUAGCUCGAAAGCGGGGACGUCUCGGAAAGGGAGGAGUCCCAAAUAUUGCCAGUGCCGCGACAACAGUCAUCACCGAUUGGCGAGACGGCCGAAUCCAAGGCUGGAUGGAUGCACCCGUUCUCACAGUCAUCGACUCCACCAAACCUGCCGUUGACGCAAAGGGAGUGGCUGUCACAGGUGAUCAGAAAGAAAUCGUGACAGAAUGGGCUGCAGAAUUCAAAUUGGAAGGGCUUUGGGGAGAUGGAAAACACGAAGUUGCUGAUGAUGUUACUAUGCAAGAGUAAAUUUCCAUGAUGCUUUAGCUAGGAAUUUCCUAUUUUCGGGAUGAGGGGUGUUUGGCGUUCGUUAGGUUGAGACGGGUGUAGGAGGUACAGUAAAAAGU
This is a messenger RNA of Hymenoscyphus albidus, 1820 nucleotides long. NCBI's taxonomy places the organism in Eukaryota, Fungi, Ascomycota, Leotiomycetes, Helotiales, Helotiaceae. The record is from the annotation of a GenBank genome assembly.